Messenger RNA from Stegostoma tigrinum, 4065 nucleotides. RefSeq names its product TLC domain containing 1 (gene tlcd1). Lineage: Eukaryota; Metazoa; Chordata; Chondrichthyes; Orectolobiformes; Stegostomatidae. Bases 262 to 1020 code for a protein of 252 amino acids. Gene Ontology annotation, cellular component: plasma membrane. Gene Ontology annotation, biological process: plasma membrane organization; membrane assembly; regulation of membrane lipid distribution. The record is from RefSeq and is a predicted model, not a curated record. The transcript is spliced from 4 exons.
AAACCUUUCGGAGUCAAGAGUCCUGACUUGGCACUGGGGUUUGAAUGUUGUUGUUGAUGUGUCGCUACAAAUACAUGUGUGUCCCUCGCCAACGCAGGCGGAGCGGACGCAGCAAAUAAGAUUUUGUGGGACGUCUCUUUUCUACCAACAAGGCAGUAAAGUGGGGGUUGGGGGUGAUCCUGGCUGGGUGGAGAAACACAGAGGCGUUCCCCGGCGCUAUCCCCAUUAAAUGGGAAGCGGCUGCUCGCCGCUGCUCCAGCCAUGAUCGCCCAGGACCACCCGAUCCUGACGAUCCUGUUGUCCGCCCUGGCGUUCCAGAGCCUGCGGCUCGUCUUGCGGGCGCGGAGCGGCUGCCUCCUGCCGAAACAGGUCGAGGGUAACAAGACCAGGUCGUGGAGAUGGACCAACCUCAGCGUCUCCCUGGUGCACUCGGCGAUCACAGGACCGUGGGCUUUGUUGUGCGUAUACAACUCUCCUGAAAUGUUAACUGAAAUAUUAACGUUUCACAGUUCCUUUUCAUACUUGCUCAUCUGUGUUUCCACCGGCUAUUUUGUCCAAGAUGUAGCUGAUAUCAUCAUGAACGGCCAGUCUAGAGCAUCAUGGGAGUUCCUGUUGCACCAUACGUUGGUAAUUUCAACAUUCCUGUAUAUUGUGCUGACCCAUUAUUAUGUUGCUGGUGCCGUCGUUGCAUUGUUUGUUGAGAUAAACAGCAUCUUCCUUCAUACCCGACUGCUUCUGAAACUGGCAAAUGCGCAGACCUCCCAGCUAUACCACUACAACAAGUACAUCAAUGUCUUCACAUAUAUUGUUUUUCGGCUGCUUGCUCAGUUUUAUCUCACUUGGUAUAUGCUGACGAAUUUAAACAUCCUCCCCAACUCGGGCUACAUUAGUCUAAACUUGAACGCAAUGAACGUCAUGAUCUUGGUUUAUUUCUACCGUCUGAUCCGCACAGAUUUCUUCAGGAAGCCGAAGCACUACUUACAGAAUGGCAACAACAACACAAAGUUUGUGGAUGAUUAAAAGAUUCGCGUGUUUGAAAAUUAUGGUUUGAAAUGGAGACAGAUUUAUUGAAUUAAUUUAAUGCUGGGCUAAAUACAUGAAGCAGAAUACCUUAAAUUUUAACUGUUUAACUGCUGUCUGUCCAAGAUUGCAUUUCUAAUGUAAUAUACAUAAUGGGAUGGGUUUUUAGGCUGCUAAGGAAGGAAACUGAUGGAGCCAGUACACAUGCGUGUUAUCUUUAUCAGUCAAAAUGGCUAGAUUGGGUAGGACAAGAAAUGUGACAAAAAAAUUAUGGUGUAAUUGUAAGGGUAAAAACUGUGUACAUGUUUUCUUUUAAUUUAUUGUAAUAUGGGAAAUAAAAGAUACAAGUGUAUAAUACCAGUAAGGAGCCUUGACAGAGCUCCAGCAGACACUAAGCAUUAUUAUCCAGAGAACAGAUGUGCAAUAUGGAUGAGGAAGAUUCAUGUUUGACACCCAGUCUGAUCACUGUUGUGACAGUGUUGUGGUAAUAGAGGUAGUCACAGUGCUUCUGGGUUGAGGAGCUGAUAAAGAACUGAGAUUCCUGCCUGGGAUCUACCAACUGGUAACCCCUUCUGAAAGUUCAGGUGGGUGACCAGAUAAAGGGGGAAGAUUGUUGGGCUUGGCUGUGGCAAAUAAUCUGUCAAUACCAUCGACUCUGUAGUUGUGGAGUCUUCUGUGCAUUUAGUGAGAUAGGAGUUAUCAUGAGCAUGUGCCCCUGCUGCUCAGCAGUUUUCCAGAAUCUGGUUAUUCUGCAUAACUGUGGGCAGGCCUCAGCCAGGGAAGCUGUCUGGAGCAGAUGUGGGAAACAGGCACAGCUGGUCAUGGAAACCUGCUACGGGGUACUGUUGGCAGCAUCCUCCAUGAUAUCUUAAGAAAAUACUUAAACAUCUGCAAAUGUUACUUUUUUAAAAAAGCACCUUCACCUUUGCAACCAGUUGAGCUACCCAGAAAGUGAAAUAAUGCCUCUGCCAUUCACAGCAAUAUCAGAUAUGGGGACAGAGAAACCUCUUAUCACAGGCUUGCUAACACUGCACAUGCUGGAUGCUGGGAAAUCCAUGAUAUGUGUUCAUAUCUAUUUAAGGGUAACAUUAAUUGCACAGCCCAUUUUAAAGGCCUAGGUUCCUCAAAACAAAAAAGUUAGACUGGGCUGGAGAUGUUCUUUAAAGAGAUUGUUUUUGCCUCAGUUGGCUGAAGUACGACAAGCUCCAUAACGUAAUUUCAGCAGAAAAUCUCAUUAUCCAAAUUCAUGCAUUAUUUCUGGCUACUUGGAUGAGGUGCAUAGGACAUCUCACUUAUUCACAUAAUACAAUGCCAAAAAAACUGAUCUUCUGUUAUGCUACAGUAGUCAUUGUCCAUGAGCAGGUAUCUUCAGAGCAUUAUGUUUGUUAAGUAAUUUGUGUUUAACUGCAUUUGUAGAAAUAAAUCUUACUUAAAACUGAUGCAAAACUAAUUUAGUUUUCUAUGUGUAAACAAAAUUUGCAAUGGAGAACAGUAAGAAAUGUAUGUUUUUAAUAAUAGAACAGUUCUUAUGUGAAAAGGGUGCAAUCAACUGUCUACACAAAAUGGAAACAGCAGUUAUGUGUAGCCCUUCUCCCUGAUGUCUUUUAAAGGCAAUUUCUCCUGUCUUGCAAAGAGAUUGAGGAGAUAAUUUGAUAUUUUUAAUAUGUUAGCAUUACCUGUUAACGUACCAGUACCACUGCUUUGAUUAUGUGCACUAUCAUGCUGAAAUGCAAUUUUACUAAACUUUUUCACUAUAUCCAUAUUUGCAAGUAAAACAGGUGGAAAGAGUUUAUAUCUUGCAUUUUUCAAAUCUUCCAAAUAUGUUUAUUCAAAGUUUCAAAGGGACUGCAUUUCACCUGCCUUCUUCUACUGUUUCAAAAUUUGCUCAACAGGAAAUUGUAUCUUGCAAGUCCAACAUUCCUAAAGCAAUGCGGCCAGAAGUGAAUAUCAGAUGGCUAAAAGCAAAGACAAGUUUAAGGAGAGGAAUUGACAUUAACACUUUCCUGUGUGAUUUGUAGCAUUAUUGGAAUAGCUCAAACGAUGGCAACCUAGAAGUUUUGUCUUGGUCAAACAGCUCUGGCUUAAUUUUUAAGGCAUUCCAGAGCUCUUGUGGACAAUACACAAUCCCAAUUAUUUAUCUAACUUUUAUUAAUGUUAAAUGCAAGGCUUUUUAAUGUCUGUGACAAAGGCAUUGCGCAACAUCUGUCCAUGUGUGAACCCUGCAUAAUUAAGGGAACGGCAUCAUUUUUAUAUGUCAUUUCCUCUUAAAUUUUGUAGAAGUGAAUUAAGCAUUACAGUCACUGUUUGCUGUUAUUUUACUAAUAAUACUUUCUAGAAACAUCCAGUUGCAGCACCGCACUCCUCUUAGUUGAAACUUGCCUUAUAUGGUUUCCUACAGCUUUGCCAAAAGACAGUAAUGGUUAUUAAUGGAUAAAAUCAUUUCUCUUUUAUAGUGGUAUGUGACACUGAUUGACCUCUUGUGAAGUACUAAUGCAACUCAAUGCAUAUGUUAACAGUUAGAUUGACAAGAUGAAUGAUCAAUGUUUAUGACACCUGAAAACCUAGCGAAUAUAACCAUGUGCAUUGUUGCUUGUGAUUUCUUUGUUAUCAGGCAACUGGUGCAAAACCUUCUGCCAAUAACGUAGCAUUCAAAACAGUAAGCUUAUUCUGUUCCAAAAAAAAGUUAGUGUUGGUCUAGAAUAUUAUAAAACCAAGUAUGAAUGAGGUGAGUUAUUCCAUGAGUGACACGAUCGUUAACAGAAUAUUGAAUAUCUAAGGAGAAUCUGCUGUGGUAUAAUAAAAUGUGGUUCACUAGGUCGGGUAAAUGUAACUAUUAUAUCCUUUUUAAACCAACUGGGAUGAUAGGCAGAUAUUGGGCUAGUAACAAUCUGCCUGAACUAGUUUGGUGAAAUGUGUGUUCUUUUCCUUAAAAUUGUUGGUGCUGCUAAUAAUGUUUGUUGCCUUGUAUAAAAGAGAGUAAAAUGUAGAGUUUUCUAUGUUUUUCAGAAUCUUUGACAAAUAAAAAUUACAUUCUGUGAACUUCAA